Exaiptasia diaphana is the source of this 1336-nucleotide messenger RNA. RefSeq names its product mesencephalic astrocyte-derived neurotrophic factor homolog. Lineage: Eukaryota; Metazoa; Cnidaria; Anthozoa; Actiniaria; Aiptasiidae. Bases 98 to 616 code for a protein of 172 amino acids. The transcript is spliced from 4 exons. The record is from RefSeq and is a predicted model, not a curated record.
UUUUCUCUCAUUUACGUGAACAUUUUCACAAACACUGUAGCGUUUAAAGACAAGAAAACCUUUCCUUUGCAUUAGUUUAUUCUUAUAUUAUUUAAAGAUGAAGCUGUACAGUUUACUAGUCGUUGCAGCUAUUUUAUAUCUAGAUUUUAUCACUGUAGAGGGAGCUUUGAAAGACAAGGAAUGUGAAGUUUGUAUCAAAUUCUUGAAUAAAGUAAAAGAUUCRUUGACAUCAGAAGAGGAAGGAGACUACAAAAAGAUUGAAACAAAAAUGAGGAAAGCUUGUAAGAAAGCAAAAUCCAAAGACAAUCGAUUUUGUUACUACAUUGGUGGAACUGAAGAUGCUGCUACAGGGAUGUUGAACGAGGUCACUAAGCCUAUGUCAUACUCCAAGCCUGUUGAGAAGAUUUGUGAAGCUCUUAAGUCAAAAGAUGCUCAGAUCUGUGAGCUACAAUAUGAACAAAAGAUUGAUCUGAAGAACACAAAUCUUAAAAAAUUAAGAGUAAAACAACUGAAGAAGAUCCUUAAUGAUUUUGAUGAGACAUGUCAAGGCUGCGUUGAAAAGUCUGACUACAUCAAGAAGAUUGAAGAACUUAUGGCCCAACACUCAGAGUUGUAAAGUAGUACAUAUUUUGAAUAAUAUUAAUGAAUUCAAGAGAAAAUAUUCUGCCCAGUUUCUUUCAAUUGUUACUUUCCUUUGGUUUUCUCUGUGCUUGUAUCACCUAUUUAGUGAAAUGUGAACAUAUGAAAGUUUAGCAUUAGUUUGUUUUCACUCAUCUUCAUCUGUGUAAUGUUGGGCUUCCUUCAGAGAAAGAAAUUGUAUGAUUAUAAUAAAGGAAUCUCAAAGCACAGAGGAGGGUUGGAAUGACUAUAAACAGUGCUUUUUGACAUCACAAAUUCGUUUUUUUCAUCAUAUACAUGUAGGGCUGUAUUCAUUGACAAAUCAUCAUUUUUAGAAUUAAUGAACUUUUUAAAAGUACUUCUGGGCUGGGUUGUUCAAAGCCAGAUAUUCGCAUUAAUCCAAAGGUAACUUAUAGGUUUUCUAAGAGUUAACUCCGCAUUAGUACCAACCAAGAUUUGAACAACCUGGCCCUGAUCAAGCUUCAGUUAGUAGCAUGUCAUAGCUACGUACAUUUACUUUAAAAAAAUAUUAAGUAUUUAAUACUUACAGUAAGAAUUGAGGAUUAUUUACAUUUUAUAAUUCUGAUUCAAGUACAAGACAAUUCCUAUCUUUAGUUGAUGGUCAGAUAUUAUCUGAUGGAAUAGCUAUAGUUAAAAGUCUUUGAUAUGACAAAUAUUGUAAUAAAAAAAAACAAUAAAACUACAAAUUUCUUUUUCU